GCAGCAGCAGCAGCAACAACAGUUCCGCAGAGCACCGACUUCCUUCUCUCAAUUCGUUGCUCUCGAGACGGGAAGUACAUGGUAGUACCAGCGGAUCGCUCUGUUGCAGGAAUUUCCCCAGGUGCAUGCACUCCGCAGAAGCUGUGGGCAAUUGUACGAGAGCAGAAUAACAAUCGACACGUCUUGCAGGAGAAUGACGUCAUCAAACUAGGCCGCUACAAGCUGAGAGUCAAGCAGCUCGUGACGCAUAGCAGCAAGCGAGAGGAUGAAGGCACUCAUCCCACGGAGAUUCCAGAUCUGCGUCUAGACGACGGAGAGCCGCCUAUGUCGUUCAUUGCUUCAAACGACAUGCAGUGUCGCAUCUGCUUGCUGGAGGGUAACCAGGAAGGAGAUCCCCUAAUUUCGCCGUGCGACUGCAAAGGAUCCAUUCGCUUCGUCCAUCUGGAGUGUCUGCGUCACUGGAUCACUGGGCGGCUCAACUUCCACGAGCAGCAGCAGAAGCCUAUUUUUGUUCGCCAGCUGCUGUGCGAGCUUUGCAAGAUUCCAUAUCCGACGGCCAUUAAUUAUAACAACAAACGGCUGCAAGUGGUAACGGUGCCUAAGACAGAGCCGCCUUUUCUCGUGCUGGAGAACAUGGUCGGCUCGCAUCAGAAAGGCGUUCAUGUCAUAAGCAUGAGUGCCAAGAAGGAUCUCAAGCUUGGUCGAGGUCAUGAAUCCGAUGUGCGCAUCCCUGACGUUUCAAUUUCCCGCUAUCACGCCACCAUUCGCUUUGUAGAUGGCGCUUUCCAGCUGGAAGACCACAACUCGAAAUUCGGAACCCUCGUUUCUCUUCGGAAAGCUUUUGCGGUUGGCGAUUCGGUGGCAGCGCUUCAAGUAGGGCGCAGUGUUGUGAAGCUCUCGGUUGAUUGCUCGGCAGCAAAUGAAGAGGCAGUCGUGGAAAUUUCAGACGUUCCUGCUUCCACUCAUUUUCGUAAGGGCUUUUAG
Molecule: messenger RNA, 984 nt
Organism: Cyclospora cayetanensis
Lineage: Eukaryota; Apicomplexa; Conoidasida; Eucoccidiorida; Eimeriidae
Exons: 6
Molecular function (GO): protein binding; zinc ion binding
Source: RefSeq, a predicted model, not a curated record